This is a messenger RNA of Choloepus didactylus (southern two-toed sloth), 3181 nucleotides long. RefSeq names its product DEAH-box helicase 32 (putative) (gene DHX32). The record is from RefSeq and is a predicted model, not a curated record. The transcript is spliced from 13 exons. Gene Ontology annotation, cellular component: intracellular anatomical structure; spliceosomal complex. NCBI's taxonomy places the organism in Eukaryota, Metazoa, Chordata, Mammalia, Pilosa, Megalonychidae. Gene Ontology annotation, molecular function: RNA binding. Bases 565 to 2895 code for a protein of 776 amino acids.
AAGCCGUGAGGCAAGGCGGGAGAGCGCGAGGGCCCGCGCGGCGCCCGCGGCACCGAACCAGGGUGGCGGCCGGGUCGCCGGCUGAAGACGCUGCCCCUCCGGCCUGCUCGGGAGGUCGCGACCUCCCUGGCGGCCCUCGCGCCCCCACCAGGCCCUGUGCUCGGACCUCCAGGGCGGUGGCCCACAGGCCCCGCCGUAGCCGUAUCCAGGCGUCGGUCGGUUCGUCGGUCCGUCAGUCUGUGCGUCCGGCGAGCUCGGAGGACAGCCGGGCCUGGACCCCCGGCGACUCGGAGCCGCCGCUGCAGUUUGCUUCUUAGUGUGGUUUAUCGAUAGUCGUCUGAUGUGCUGAUGAGAGCUGAUGUGAGCUGGCACAGUAGGUAACAACACAGCAACAAAGAACAGGCAGAGAUUGGAGGAAUUCAACUUGCUGAAACUUGGAACUGAAGUCUUGGACCUGCCCCGUCUGAGUUUCUAUAAGUACUUUUUUAAACCCAGUUUGCAAUGCGUUAUUGAUGGAAGAAUUGACUGUAGGAUGUCAGCCGCUUAAGAUUAGCAUCGGACAAGAUGGAAGAAGCAGCGCUGGAAUGUCCCAACCUUUCCUCUGAAAAACGCUAUUUUCCUGAAUCCCUUGAUUCCAGUGACGGUGACGGUGGUGACGAGGAGGGGAAUCUGGCCUGCGAGGAUCUGGAACUUAAUCCUUUUGAUGGGCUGCCAUAUUCAUCACGUUAUUAUAAACUUCUAAAAGAAAGAGAAGAGCUUCCAAUAUGGACAGAAAAAUACUCCUUUAUGGAGAAUCUGCUACAAAAUCAAAUUGUGAUUGUUUCAGGGGGUGCUAAAUGUGGCAAGAGCUCUCAGGUUCCGCAGUGGUGUGCCGAGUACUGCCUCUCCAUCCACUACCAGCAUGGGGGCGUGGUCUGCACGCAGGCCCACAAGCAGACGGCCAUCCAGCUCGCCCUGCGGGUGGCUGACGAAAUGGAUGUUAACAUUGGGCAUGAGGUCGGCUACGUGAUCCCUUUUGAAAACUGCUGCACCAGUGAAACAAUCCUGAGGUAUUGUACUGAUGAUAUGUUGCAAAGAGAAAUGAUGUCCAAUCCUUUUUUGGGGAGCUAUGGGGUCAUCAUCUUAGAUGAUAUACAUGAAAGAAGCAUUGCAACAGAUGUGUUACUUGGACUUCUUAAAGAUGUUUUACUAGCAAGACCAGAACUGAAGCUCAUAAUUAACUCCUCACCUCAUCUCUUCAGCAAACUAAGUUCUUAUUAUGGAAGCGUGCCCCACAUAGAAGUGAAAAAUAAGCACCCUGUGGAGGUUGUGUACCUUAAUGGGGCUCAAAAGGAUUCUUUUGAGUCUAUUUUGCGCCUUAUCUUUGAAAUUCACCACUCUGGUGAGAAGGGUGACAUUGUUGUCUUUCUGGCCUGUGAACAAGAUAUUGAAAAAGCCUAUGAAAUUAUCUGCCAAGAAGGAUCUAACUUAAACUCUGAUUUUGGAGAACUGAUGGUAGUUCCUUUGUAUCCAAAAGAGAAAUCUACAUUGUUCAAGCCAAAUGAUGAAACAGAAAAAAGAUGCCAAGUUUAUCAAAGAAGAGUGGUGUUGACUACCAGCUCUGGGGAGUCUUUGAUCUGGAGCAACACUAUCAAAUUUGUGAUUGAUGUGGGUGUGGAAAGAAGAAAGGUGUACAACCCUAGAAUAAGAGCAAAUUCACUUAUCACACAGCCCAUCAGCAAAAGCCAAGCAGAGAUACGCAAGCAAAUUCUCAGUCCAUGUUCUUCAGGAAAACUUUUCUGUCUGUACUCUGAAGAAUUUGCCUCCAAAGACAUGAAGCUACUUAAGCCAGCAGAAAUGCAGGAAGCCAACCUAACAAGCAUGGUGCUUUUUAUGAAGAGGAUAGACAUCGCGGGCUUAGGCCACUGUGAUUUCAUGAAUAGACCAGGGCCAGGAAGCAGAAUCAUGAAGUCAUUUCUGUUAUUAACCCUGUGUGAAGCAACUCAACCCCAGGGCAUAAAAAUGAGAACACCAGAAAGUUUGAUGCAGGCAUUGGAAGACUUAGAUUAUCUGGCAGCACUGGAUAACGAUGGAAAUCUUUCUGAAUUUGGAAUCAUCAUGUCAGAAUUUCCUCUUGAUCCACAACUCUCAAAGUCUAUCUUGGCAUCCUGUGAAUUUGACUGUGUAGAUGAAAUGCUAACAAUUGCUGCUAUGGUAACAGCUCCUAAUUGCUUUUCGCAUCUGCUGCCUGGAGCUGAGGAGGCUGCCUUGACUUGCUGGAAGACAUUUUUACAUCCUGAAGGAGAUCACUUCACCCUCGUCAACAUUUAUAAGGCUUACCAAGACACAACUCUGAAUUCCACCAAUGAGUACUGUAUUGAAAAGUGGUGUCAUGAUCACUUCUUCAACUGCUCUGCACUUAGGAUGGCCGAUGUCAUCCGAGCCGAACUCUUAGAGAUUAUCAAGCGGAUCGAGCUUCCCUAUGCAGAACCCUCUUUUGGCUCAGAGGAAAAUACACUGAACAUAAAGAAAGCUCUUCUGUCUGGUUACUUCAUGCAGAUUGCUCGGGAUGUUGAUGGAUCAGGUAACUACUUGAUGCUCACCCACAAGCAAGUUGCUCAGUUGCAUCCUCGUUCCGGUUACUCUGUCACCAAGAAGAUGCCCGAGUGGGUGCUCUUCCACAAGUUCAGCAUAUCUGAGAACAACUACAUCAGGAUUACCUCGGAAAUCUCUCCUGAACUAUUUAUGCAACUGGCACCACAAUACUACUUCAGUAAUCUGCCUCCCAGUGAAAGUAAGGAUAUUCUACAGCAAGUCAUGGAUCACCUGUCACCCAUUUCAACAAUGAAAAAGGAACAGAAAAUGUAUGAGAAGUGCCCUGAAACUACUGCUGAACAAAGGUGCAUUUUACAAUAACACUUCGUAACUGUUCUCUGUGGAGAUGCCAUGUGCAAUAAGUACCCCCGAGUAACUGUGUGUGGUCCACUGAGUGAUGUGCAGAUGUUUAACACAAAGAAGGAAUUACACCCCACACCAGGGGUGUCUGGGGAAAAAAAUAACACUUUGUAUAUUACUAAAAAAAAGAAAAUAGAAGUUUUUAUUGAGUUCUUUAACUAGUCCAUGUUUUUCUCCUCAUCGAAAAAGUUUUUGAUCAACUAUAUAAUUAAUUUGACCAAAAUGAAAACAAUAAAGAUAUUUUGUA